Puntigrus tetrazona (Sumatra barb) is the source of this 2519-nucleotide messenger RNA. RefSeq names its product mRNA-decapping enzyme 1B-like. Lineage: Eukaryota; Metazoa; Chordata; Actinopteri; Cypriniformes; Cyprinidae. Gene Ontology annotation, cellular component: P-body. Gene Ontology annotation, biological process: positive regulation of catalytic activity; deadenylation-dependent decapping of nuclear-transcribed mRNA; deadenylation-independent decapping of nuclear-transcribed mRNA. The record is from RefSeq and is a predicted model, not a curated record. Gene Ontology annotation, molecular function: mRNA binding; enzyme activator activity. The transcript is spliced from 10 exons. Bases 239 to 1720 code for a protein of 493 amino acids.
UGCUGUCUUGUUGUCAGCGCAAACAUGGCGAGAGCGGCAGCCGACGAGGAGUUAGAUAAGUGAAAUAAAGCGAUGUAUUCGUGUUUUACCAGUUCGUAGGUCACUGAAACCAUACACCAGGAGACCGGGACGCGAAGUAAAGCGUUCCAGUCCCGUUUUACAGAGUUGAAUCUCGUUUUAAAAGGCAUUUUUAGGAUUUGUGCGGUAUUUUAAGUGCAGGUAGAACAGGACUGGAGCCAUGACUGCAAGCACUGGUGGAGGCGGGAGCUGUUUAUCUAUGAGUCUGUCGGCCCUAAAGAGACUCGACCCUUACAUCAGCAGCAUCACGGACCUGGCCAGCCAAGUAGCACUUUACACCUUCAACAACACCACUAAUGAAUGGGAAAAGACAGACGUGGAGGGAACUCUGUUUGUGUAUAACAGGCUUGCCUCCCCCAGGCACGGCUUCACCAUCCUGAAUCGUUUGAGCAUGGACAACCUGACCGAACCCAUCACUAAAGACUUAGAUUUCCAGCUGCAACAUCCAUUUCUCCUGUACAGGAACGCUCGCUUGUCCAUCUAUGGCAUCUGGUUCUACGAUAAAGAAGACUGUCAGCGCAUAGCGGAGCUCAUGAAGAAUUUGGCAGGUCUGGAACAGCAGUUACAAUCUCAAAUGGCGAUCGGCUCGGUCUCUCCGCGAUCUGCAGAGCAGGGUGUGGAUAUAAUGCAGAUGCUCACUAAAGCACGAGAUGACUAUGAUAAGGGAAAACUCUGCGAGCCGAAAGAAAUUGGCAGUGGUGGCGUCAUCUACGGAAACCCCCAUCUGAUCAAACCCAUUCCCCUCAAACCAGCACAGGACACGCACAUUCAGGGACACACGCAGCAGGAUACGGAGAUGGACACGAAGCACCUCUCGGUUGUCACUUUGUUCAGUGCUCAGUCAAAACCGGACUCUGUCUCGCCGCAGCCCGCCACAGCUGUCAGCAGGCUGGGUCCCGCGCGGUCUGCGGUGGCCCGCUCGCUGUCAUACGAUGACCCUUCUCCAGCAGGUGGCGCCACGGUGUCCAACGCCCCCGCGCAGCACUGUCCAGCCAUACACAAACUCAUGUCCGGUUCACUGCUUCAGCCCCUGUCUGAAUCUCCAGAGAGCCGCAUGUGUGAAAACGGGGCCGUCCAGAACCAGAUUGACCCGAUACAAAAACUGCUAAUGAGCCCUCUUCCUGUAGCGGGGACUCCAGGGAUGCCUUCCUUACAGUUUAAUCAGGGAGAAAGCGGGGUGGGGGCUAAAGCCUCGGGGCCGGUCCCAGCUCAGCAUUUGCUCUAUGUCCCGAAUAAAGCGCCCCCUGCUGGAGCGGCAGGGAACGUGGUGUCGCCACAUGAGCUUCUGCAGAGGCUCACAUUGGUGCAGCAGGAGCAAGAGCUCCACCCUCAUCAGGAGCUUCUCCAGCCCAGUCUGACCACCAGCAGCUCCAGCCUGAGCAAAACUAACUCCACACAGGUGAGCUCACCUCAGCGUAUCCCAGCAACUGUAGCCCCCACCAUGCUCCUGUCACCCAGCAUGUUCACCCAGACUAAAACCACAAGAGCAGAACCAGAACCAGCUGAAAUCAGAGCACUUAGCAAGACUCAGCUGCAGGCCACGCUGCUGCACCUCAUCAAGAAUGAUGCCUCUUUCCUGGACACAAUCUAUGAAGCAUAUGUCUCCCGUCUCGCAACAGACUCCAGCUCAAAACCUUUCUGAAGCAUGUACUCGUACAUAAAGCUGUCAUGCUCCGAACCCAUAUCAUCGUCCCAUCUCAGGACCACCCUGCUAUUCUGAAUGUAGCAUCCGAGAAGCUGAGCACCUCAGCACCAGAUUCAUAACAGGAAAACCAGUUUGAUCUUCAUACAGUCAAUUAAAUGAUCUGAAUGUCAUAUCAGCUUCGAAUUUGCCGCUUGUACAUACGGGGCAAUCUUAAGCAUUUUAGAAUUUUCUGAAAGAAGAAUUUUAUGGAUUUUACGUUUAUUCUUUAGAUAACGUGGCAAGAAAAGUGCUGUUUGUUAAAAUCUGAGUUGAAAGACAUUCUUCUUUUUGUCAAGGGAUUUAUGUUCUUGCAUAUCGAAACAGCCCCACAAAAAAAACAUGACCCUAGCCUCAAAUUUGAUAGAAAUAACAUAAUAAAUUAAAAGAUAAGGGAAACAUGUCUUGAUUUGUAGCAUUUUCAUAUCUCAGCUGUCACAGGCAGAAUUGCCCUCAUCCCUUUACAAACCAGCAGAAAUAGUUUAUUAAUGUUAGUCACACUUUAAAAUGAAAAUUGAUUUUGUUUAAAUAUACAAACAAAAGUGUACAUAUACUAUAUAUUCUAUUUUUCUAUGGUUCUGUUCUUAUAUCAAAUUGCUGGAAUAUUUUUCAGUUCAGAUUUGUUUAUUGUUUUGUUUUGUUUUUUAAGAAAAAAAAAUGUCAUCAGUAUUUCCCAAGUAGCUUGUCAAACUAAAAACAAGCUGACAAUUUAAUUUUCUUCCAUUUGUUUUUCUUAUUAAAGUAAUUCCCCAACACCCCA